UACUGACAGCAGCAGUGUUAUUCUACUCACUCAAGCACUCAGCUCCACAGACACUGCUGUGUCGAAACGACUCGAGAGCGCUGCAGAACCUCACCGGGUUGGGAGACCGGUACUUUGGAGCACAGACCGAGAACAUACACAAAGAACAAAGACAAAGAUGUCCACCUACGCACCAGCUGACUGCCGGCGAGUGAGCCCGUCUGUGCACGGCUGCAGGUUCGACACCGUGCACCGCAAAAAAGGAGUAGCCAACAUUUUCGAAAACGUGAACCAGGACGCGGUCAUGAGGCUCUUCCAGAAAACGGGCGACAUGAAAGCGGAGGAGAGGGUGAGGAGCAUCUUCUCCUUUACGCAGGACCCGGAGGAGACGGCCCGGGCUCUCAUGGCUCUGAAGCAGAGGAAGAAAGAUAAAUUCUUCCAGAUCGCAGGGAUGGUGCGACAGCUGCUCAAACUGCGUUGACUGUGUAUCAGCACUGUUGUAUUGCCUGUUUCUCUCACAUAACCUGAAUGUGAAAACACUCCUGAUCUGACUGAGCCGUGUGUGUUUGGAGGCUCCUUUGUCGCCUGGAGGACGCAUCGGGAGCAGAACGCGCAGGCGGCCCCGUGGAGGGCACUGCGGCGGCCUCACAGACCGAGCUGGGGGUCCAGUCUGAACCCAUCGAGCGAGACUUUGGAUAAUAAAGGGAAAAGACGUCUUCCCUGAGACUCGUAUUAAUGCAUGUGAAGACCUGACUGUGGAUCCGCAUCUUGUACAGGUGCACAUACUGUACUGAGCCUGAAACGUGACUGCACAGUCCACUGAAGAACUUAAACACGAAUGCCUGUCUUGCACAAAUGCCUUGUCUCACAGCUUCACUAUGUUUUACACUGUCUGUUUGCAAGCACUUGAUGUUGUUACCAAAAUGUUAUAACAUUGUUUUGUUAUAAUAUCCAAUAAUGCUGUUCUUUUGUAAUUUUUAAUAAAUUAUUUGU
This is a messenger RNA of Notolabrus celidotus (New Zealand spotty), 972 nucleotides long. RefSeq names its product transcriptional and immune response regulator a (gene tcima). The coding region runs from base 158 to 460 and encodes 100 amino acids. NCBI's taxonomy places the organism in Eukaryota, Metazoa, Chordata, Actinopteri, Labriformes, Labridae. The transcript has a single exon. The record is from RefSeq and is a predicted model, not a curated record. Gene Ontology annotation, molecular function: Notch binding. Gene Ontology annotation, cellular component: cytosol; nucleus. Gene Ontology annotation, biological process: endothelial cell activation involved in immune response; negative regulation of Notch signaling pathway.